GUCCAUUGAUGGCUCUAGCAACGCCUAUUUGUACGCAGUACAAGAAAUUUCAGAUUUUUUUUCUAUUAUUGUAUCACUAUUCAACUUUUCCGUUUUACCCUAAAUAUGAAAUCCUGCGUCCGCCUCUGGUUUUCGUUAUCAGCUACGGGCUACGCCUCAAACCCAUAAACAAACAAGUAAACGUAAGAGCAAACGUAAGAAAUUUCUGGAAUUGGUGUUAUCACAUACAACAACAACCAUCCAAACUAUAUUUCGAAAUCCCAUCCACCCCUUUAACCUAACUACUCAUAAAUGCUCACCUUUUUCCAUCUUCCCUCCUUAACUACCCUCCUUCCCAACUCUCUUUCCCUCCCCCCUAUAUAUUAUUCACACAUACGGAUCAUACCUCUAUAUCCAUACACACCAUAUUCCCUCUUUCUCUUUCUCCCUCUCUCUCUCACAUUAAAGCAACCAUUCACAGCUCACAAAACACAGCGGCCUGCCAGCUACUCUACACACCUUUUCUCUCCCGGAUCAAAAUGGCGCCCGCAGCGGUUGAUUUUGAUGGAUCUUCGUCUUCAUCGAAGACAGUUUGUGUAAUGGAUGCUGGUGGAAGUUUAGGAUCUGCACUUGUGCAUCGUCUUCUUCAAAGGGGUUACUUCGUUCAUGCUGCAAUUAACAGUCAUGUGGAGAUGCAAUCUAUGGAGAGAACGAUUGUUGACAAGAAGAAAUUGAGAGUGUUUUACACAGACCCAUUGGAUUAUCACAGUAUAGUAGAGGCUUUGGAAGGAUGUUGCGGAUUGUUUUACUCAUUUGAACCUCCAUCGGAUCAGCCUUCUUAUGAUGAAUUGAUGACGGAAAUGGAGGUAAGAGCAGCUCAUAACGUGUUGGAAGCGUGUGCUCAAACCGACACCAUUGACAAAGUGGUGUUUACUUCAUCUGCGACUGCCUCAAUUUGGAGAGACCCAACUGAUUCAUCAUCUUCUUCGCCUGAUUUUGAUGAACGAAAUUGGAGCAAUGUCAAUUUCUGCAAGAAAUUCAAGUUAUGGCACGGAUUAUCAAAAACAUUAGCUGAAAAGACUGCGUGGGCCCUAGCCAUGGACCGAGGGGUAAGCAUGGUGUCCAUAAACGCUGGAUUACUGUUGAGCCCUGAUCUCACGAUCACACACCCGUACUUAAAAGGCGCAGCCGAGAUGUACAAAGAUGGGAUUUUUGUUACGGUUGACCUCAAAUUUUUGGUAGAUUCUCACAUUUGUGUUUUCGAAGAAAGUUCGGCUUAUGGUCGAUAUUUGUGCUUUAACCAUGUCAUCAACUCCAAUGAGGAUGCUAUGAAGCUAGCACAAAUCCUAUUACCUUCUGAUGUCUCUUCACUUCCACCAAGUAUGAUGGUGGGGGAGAGCAUGAUGGUGUCACAAAGAAUAAGUAACAAGAAGAUCAACAAACUCAUGGUUGACUUUGAGAGUGAAUGUCAUAUUUGACAUAGAAGAUUGGACAAAUUAUAGAUUAGAUCGGGAUAGAUGAUUUAAUCAAGGGAUAAAACAAAUUAAAAGUGCACAUGAUAUGGGUUAUAAUAUCCAAACCCCAUUUAAGCUUAUAUAUAUAGUUUAAUAUUCUUUUAUAAUGCAUUAUCUUCACUUGAUGAUCAAGAUCAAGAAAGAUUAUGCAAUCUUUUUGUGGGAAAUGAUCUCAAAAUAUAUAUGCAAAUGGAUUUUGUGUCGAAA
Messenger RNA from Lactuca saligna, 1700 nucleotides. Lineage: Eukaryota; Viridiplantae; Streptophyta; Magnoliopsida; Asterales; Asteraceae. The record is from the annotation of a GenBank genome assembly.